AUGGUGAACGUCCUCAGCCAUCUUCCGUCACUCGUUUCAUUGGAUGUUACACCCAUGCCAGACACAAAGCUGUUGCCAGUCAUCCAUCAAUACCGACCCAAUUUGAAGCUGCUAGCUUAUCAUAGUAAUGAUCCUUGCGAUUUGGUUUAUGAUGACGCUCAACAAGGAUUGGAGAAGUUUUUCAUUGGACAACUAAGCGAUACGUACAGCUCGGAUGAUUUGAUUAUGACGUUGAUUCAACAUUGUGGAUCGUUGAAGGAAUUACGACUCAUUGGCGCUAUUACAGGGAACACCAUGACACUGGAAGGAAGCAACAUUGAAUUUGCACGCCUUGAGAAAUUGGAGAUUGAAGCAACGGAUGAAUCCCUUAUCCCUUUGACAACAUCUAUUAUCCAACGUGCUCCUCACCUUCAUACAGUUUACAUCAACCCCAUCGGAAGGGAAGAGGAGGAUUUAUUCAAUGCCAUCAUCAAUUUACGCCAUCUUCGACGUUUCUGCGCAUGGACGACUACCAAGCAUUGUCCAUCAUUUUCAAAGUUCCUUCGACACCAUAUUGAUCUUGGAAAACGAUCCACCCUUGAAGAAUUGGAAAUAGCUUUGGAAAUGUUUACAACUCCAAAGUAUUGGUUCUCUGCCAUUGCAAGGUUGCGCUAUCUACGAACCUUUAUUUUAUGGUUCUGUCAUCGUCCUACUGGUGGUGCAGGGGAUUAUGUGGAUUAUCGAUCCAUCAUGUCAACACUUUCAGAGGGAUGUCCAAGUCUUGAAAACCUUUCACUCUUUGCUACAUAUGCAACUAUACCUAAAGGUUCUAUUUGUCCACUCCAUGCGCAUCCAGGUCUUCGGUCAUUGACCAUUGAGUCACAAGAUGAAAUUCCUCCAGGCGAUAUUACGGCCAUCCUUGCUAUUCCGAACUUGAAGCAUUUGGUCCUUGACGUGCCCAUGAAUGAUGACAUGCUCCAAUUAUUACAAAGUAGCAUUCCACGAGUAGAAUACAAGUAUACUCCUACACCUUAUCAUAGAAUAGUAUAG
Messenger RNA from Lichtheimia ornata, 1029 nucleotides. RefSeq lists its product as uncharacterized. The transcript has a single exon. Bases 1 to 1029 code for a protein of 342 amino acids. NCBI's taxonomy places the organism in Eukaryota, Fungi, Mucoromycota, Mucoromycetes, Mucorales, Lichtheimiaceae. The record is from RefSeq and is a predicted model, not a curated record.